AAUUAGCUACUGAUGAUCAACAUCAAGUUGUUGCGUUGGCAGAGAAUUUUGACAUCGCCCUUUUUCCGUCAUACAUUUUUUGCAUUGUUUACCUUCCUGUCAAUGGAGGAAGAGAAAAAGCCUGUGUUAGAGCCAGAGACAGAGAGUGAAGUUGAAAGUAAAAUGAGCGACAUCAAAUUAGAAGGAAACAUUGAUGUGCCCGCUGUCCUACAAAACACUGGCAUGGCAGCAAUGAACCUAUCAGGGUCGUCAGCAAGAGAAUGGAUUUCAAGACGUCGUCAAACCAUACAACCAUGGUCCCAAUUCAUCAGCACAUCUCGGUUCACCAAGCCCACAUCAGUCACUGUAGCUGGAACAAGGGUGGUCAAAAAUAUCGAGCAUUUCCAGAGCAAUUAUCUCUUUGUUUUCAUCAUCCUUGCUAUCUACUGCAUAAUGACAUCACCCAUGCUGAUCAUCUUUCUUGGUGGUCUCUUUGGAGCCUUUUAUUGGAUCAAUGUCAAAAAUCAGAGCAAAAAACUCAAGAUCGGAAGUUAUGAGUUGACUCUUGUACAGCAGUAUGGUGCCGUGGCAAUGCUAUCUAUUCCCUUGUUUUUCCUUGCGGGGGCUGGGUCAGCAGUCUUCUGGGUUUUAGGUGCCUCGUUCUUCUUCAUCAUGCUACAUGCUGUUUUCUACAACCCACAAGAUCAACUAGAUGAUAUACAAAUGGAAGAAGUAUCAUUCGGCAGUGCAUGAGGUCCCUCACAACCAAAUGCUUCAUAACAUCCCUUCAAUAUGUUUGAUGGAUUCACCCAGCUUCAGGCUUCUUAACAUUGAAAACACCUUGCAUGCUAUGGGAUUAUUCAAUUUUCAUUGAAAGGGAUUUUGUCAAUGUAAACUGCUGAGGAGACAUAAGUUUAGAGGACAUUUUUAUAUGUAGUUUUUGUAUAUCAUUUCAGAAUAAAGUCAUACUUGUACAUGUAUUUUUAUAGAGCUAUAUAUAUGUAUGUAUAUUAGCACAAAUAUAAGUUCCGAGUGCUGAACUGAAGUAAAACGGUGUAAAGGGUUGUUCAGAUAUGAUGGGCAAUAAUGUUUCCUUAUAUGUUGUUUAUAGCGCAACAGAACUGAAUAAUAAUAAUAAUUGUAAAAACAUCCAAUUGAAGAGAUUUAUGAGUCCAAGGCCACCGCCCCAUCCCCCCUCCAAAAUAAAAAAACAUCUUUGACGUUUUUCCUAUCUCCUAUAUGUAUUCAUUGACUUUCUUCACAAAUACAUGUAUGUUAGCAGUUUCUUUUUAACAGUUCCUUGGGCCAUAUCUGAACAUGCCUUUACAAGUCGAAUGUUAUUACUGAUUUUUAGUGCAUGACACUCUUUCACUGUAGGCUGAUAAAAUAAGAUUCAAACUUAAACAUGUAUUGUAUUCUGGGAUUUUAUAACUGUUUUGACCAAAGGUAAUCUUUGAAACUGGUCGAUGUUAAUUGCUAGCUUAAUCGUUUAUAUCAAGUGCUCCAGCUUGUUUCUUAAAUUAUAUACAUAUAGCAAAGUAUGAAGUGGGUGUUUCAUAAAGCUGUUAUUGUAAUUGACUUGAUGAAUGACUGGUGAUCCUUUCUCGUAAAAGGAUACACACCAAAUCUUCAUUGAUGUUGAUUUAGCGCUUAAGAAGGGAUCACCAGUUGAGCGUAAAGUUGCUUGUUAGUUACAAACAGCUCUAUGAAACAUCUACCUGUGGUCUUCGGCCUUGUGGAGUAUAACUUAUUAACAUUUAUAUGACACCUGGAUAGAUCCUUGUUGUUUGAUAUCGUUCAUUUAGCCCAUUUUGCAGUGACGUCUCCAACCGUGCAAUUUUGGAUCCAUACGAUUUUGUCCAUUGCACGCGCGCCGAGACUGCAGCUCAUAGACAAUUAAAUAUGCAUGUUGUACUGACGUAAAAAUCAACAGACCGAACUCGCACUGCAUGAGCAUGUUUUGCAUCGAAAUUCAUAAAU
Messenger RNA from Lytechinus variegatus (green sea urchin), 1959 nucleotides. RefSeq names its product prenylated Rab acceptor protein 1-like. Bases 13 to 732 code for a protein of 239 amino acids. NCBI's taxonomy places the organism in Eukaryota, Metazoa, Echinodermata, Echinoidea, Temnopleuroida, Toxopneustidae. Gene Ontology annotation, cellular component: Golgi apparatus. The record is from RefSeq and is a predicted model, not a curated record. The transcript is spliced from 6 exons.